Molecule: messenger RNA, 1816 nt
Organism: Notolabrus celidotus (New Zealand spotty)
Lineage: Eukaryota; Metazoa; Chordata; Actinopteri; Labriformes; Labridae
Gene: edn1
Product: endothelin 1
Exons: 5
Coding region: 26-1042 (338 amino acids)
Biological process (GO): intracellular calcium ion homeostasis; vein smooth muscle contraction; regulation of systemic arterial blood pressure by endothelin
Cellular component (GO): extracellular region
Molecular function (GO): endothelin A receptor binding; hormone activity; endothelin B receptor binding
Source: RefSeq, a predicted model, not a curated record
CUCAUCCGAGGAGUCCUCUAAGAGUAUGGCACAGGUCACAUUCAGUCACCCUCCUCCCCACCCCCUCAAACCCUCUAACUCAAACCUAGGGCAUCUCAAAGUCCCCAUCGUGGCCUGCACGGCGCCUUAUCAGAGACUGAAUACUAACAAACAUCAAUGUCUGGGUAGGAGCCAAAGGACAAAGCUGUACUGCACAGCAGGAGGAGGAGGAGGAGGAGGAGGAGUGGAAGAGGGAAGCUCCUGUAUAAAGUCAAAGGGCUGCACAUGUGGGGCCACAUUGACAGAGAGACUCCAGAGUGACGCCUCUACGCUGCUGCGUCAACCUCAGAGGACGAUCAGCGAAACACUUUGCGAGGGAGAGAUACACUGGAUGAUUAAUUUGACACUUUUGGAGGAUUAUUCAUUUUAUUCACGCUGUUUUUUUGAGAAGAGCAUUGAAAUGGAUAUACACGUUUUGAUUUCCGUGUUAUCAGUGAUGUAUUCCUGGAUUCUGUGCACAGUUCUGUCGGCGCCUGCUGAUAAUACACCCACCGCCUCCACUGCCACCCAGGCGCGCCAUGUGCGGACCAAACGCUGCUCCUGCGCCACUUUUCGGGACAAGGAGUGCGUUUACUUCUGCCACCUGGACAUAAUAUGGGUCAACACACCUGAGCGCGUGGUCUCAUACGGACUGGGCAGUGCUCCCAGGACGAAGCGCGCGGUUGCGGACUCCACAACCAUCAGCGCGCCCCGCUGCCAGUGCGCGCGUGAAAACGACGCAACAUGCAGAAACUUCUGCCGGCUGGAAAAACACCCCAGGUAUGGGACAUCGCCAGAGACGGUGAUCCGCUCAGCCAAGGGCGAUGGUUGCGCUGAGACGCAGUGCAAACACAAGCUGGCAGCCGACACGGGCAGGAUUAGGAGGACAAAGAGCAGCAACAAGAAACGAGUGUCGCCUCUAGCGAUCAAGGCCGCCCUGAAAACCCGCCUGCUGCUGGAGAAGUGGAGGGUGAGACAGCGCCACAGGGCGAGAGCAUGGGAGGGCAAGAGCGCGGCCUCCUAAAGAAGACGGAUAACCUCUGCAGGUUGUCAUACAGAGGGAGAAAGAGUCUCAAAACCUUUCUCUGAAGCAUCUGUGGAAGACAAUGGAGAGCAGACGUUCUCCAUGUUGGCUGCAGUGUCAGGCGGCAUCUGCAGCAGAGCGGAGUGUUUCCACCUGGACUUAGUUGCACUUCAUCAGAAGGUCGAAGUCAAAGACAACACAGGGAGUCCAGGUGAAGGGAGAUAAGGUGAACAGAGGACUUGGCCCCACAUCUGCAAAAAUCAAGGAAAGUGAUUGAUCGUGAAUGUGUCAGGGUCAGACUCUACGACUCCUUUGGACUCCAACAAACAGCAUUUCAAAAACUUUAAAGGAAAGAGUCCGUACAAACGCUGCUGUUAAAGAUAAUAAAACCACUGCCAUGUAAGGAGGAAGGCAGAACCACUUGUUAUAUUUAAUGAGCCCACUAUUAUACAUUCAUAGAAGGGUGCCUUGUGGCAGUUUUUCACUGACUGAAACUAUUUACUGGAUGUAACAGGUCGUCUCCUGUUCAUCAGGACGCAGGUCAUUGUAGCUUUGCAGUACAGUCACUGCUGGGAGUCUUACAUGUGGAUGUUCUCACAGAUUUAUUUGCAUUUAUAAUAAUUUAAGUUUUCACUUAAUAUGUAAUCUAUAUUGUUGUAAUUAUCAGAUCUAUUUAUUUAUGCUUUUUUGGCCAUAUUGGUCUGUCUCAUGUUUGUUUUUUUCAUUUCUAUGAAAUGUUUUGUCGGCAAGGUGCCAAAAUUUGGCCACAUUUAA